UCUUGUAUCUAACCACUCUCUGGGCUGACUUGGUAGUACGGAUAGGUGAAAAAUGUUUCCUCAAAGGAGUUUUGCUAUUUCAUAGCCAUCAAAAGAAAAAGAAAAAGAUAGUUUGAAGUUAAUUUUUUUAAAGAAGAAAACAAUGCUUACCCGUCGAAUUAAUUACUCUUUAAUUAUUUACUUGUCCUGGGUGGACACGGUUUGGGAGGCAGUGCUAAAUAAAGGCGCCUGCAGUUGUGUGCUUGGGGAAGGCAGCGGCCUGAAGAAGUACAUUGAAAAACUAAGGAUUUACGGCUUUGUGCUGUCAGUCCAGUGUAAAGCUGUUGGAGCGAGGGAGCAAAGGUAAAGAAUGAUGUAAUGCACUGGCUACCCCAAAGCAUCUUUUGUUGUGGGAUGGUUAUUCCAGUCAUCUCUCUAUGAAUCGAAUGUGAGGGGCUGCUUUGUGGAAGGAGUCCUUUGCAAGAGCACGUCAACGAGGAAGAGAAAGAGACAUUCAGUUGGAGGGCUCUUGCUGAAAAUGGGUUUAACUCUCCUUUUGCCAGUCACCACCAGCCUGACCUCAUACAUUUUUAGUACAAUGGAGUGGCUGAGCCUUUGAGCACACCACCAUUACAUCAUCGUGGCAAAUUAAAAGAGGAGGUGGAAAAAGAGGACUUAUUGUUGUCAUGGCCCAUGAGAUGAUUGGAACUCAAAUUGUUACUGAGCGGUUGGUAGCUCUGCUGGAAAGUGGAACAGAAAAAGUGCUGCUAAUUGAUAGCCGGCCAUUUGUGGAAUACAAUACAUCCCACAUUUUAGAAGCCAUUAAUAUCAACUGCUCCAAGCUUAUGAAGCGGAGGUUGCAGCAGGACAAAGUGUUAAUUACAGAACUUAUCCAGCAUUCAGCAAAACAUAAGAUUGAUAUUGAUUGCAGUCAGAAGGUGGUAGUUUAUGAUCAGAGCUCCCAAGAUGUUGCCUCUCUGUCAUCAGACUGCUUUCUCACUGUACUGCUGGGCAAACUGGAGAAGAGCUUCAGCUCUGUCCACCUGCUUGCAGGUGGGUUUGCCGAGUUCUCUCGUUGUUUCCCUGGCCUCUGUGAAGGAAAAUCUACUCUAGUCCCUACCUGCAUUUCUCAGCCUUGCUUACCUGUUGCCAACACUGGGCCAACCCGAAUUCUUCCCAAUCUUUAUCUUGGCUGCCAGCGAGAUGUCCUCAACAAGGAGCUGAUGCAGCAGAAUGGCAUUGGUUAUGUGUUAAACGCCAGCAGUACCUGUCCGAAGCCUGACUUCAUCCCUGAGUCUCAUUUCCUGCGAGUGCCUGUGAAUGAUAGCUUUUGUGAGAAAAUUUUGCCGUGGUUGGACAAAUCGGUGGAUUUCAUUGAGAAAGCAAAAGCCUCCAAUGGAUGUGUCCUGGUGCACUGUUUAGCGGGGAUCUCCCGCUCUGCCACCAUUGCCAUCGCCUACAUCAUGAAGAGGAUGGACAUGUCUUUAGAUGAGGCUUACAGGUUUGUGAAAGAAAAGAGACCUACUAUAUCUCCAAACUUCAAUUUUCUGGGCCAGCUUCUGGACUAUGAGAAGAAGAUCAAGAACCAGACUGGAGCGACAGGGCCAAAGAGCAAACUCAAGCUGCUACACCUGGAAAAGUCAAACGACCCUGUCCCUGCAGUGUCGGAGGGUGGACAGAAGAGCGAGAUGUCCCUCAAUCCACGCUGUGCCAACUCUGCUACCUCGGAGGCAGUAGGGCAAAGGCCUCUGCAUCCUGCCAGCGUGCCCAGCGUGCAGCCACCACUGUUGGAGGGCAACCCGCUGGCACAGGCGCUCAACGGGCUCCACCUGUCCUCAGACAAGCUGGAAGACAGCAAUAAGCUCAAACGUUCCUUCUCUCUGGAUAUUAAAUCGGUUUCAUAUUCGGCCAGCAUGGCAGCAUCCUUACACGGCUUCUCGUCAGAAGAUGCUCUGGAAUACUACAAACCGUCCGCUGCCCUGGAUGGGACCAACAAGCUCUGCCAGUUCUCCCCAGUUCAGGAAGUGUCAGAGCAGACUCCAGAAACCACCCCAGAUAAGGAGGAAGCCCACAUAAAGGCCCAGCCUGCCAGGCCUCCGGAGGGCCAGAGCAAGCGACUGCACACAGUAAGAACCAGCAGCAGCGGCGCCCCCCAGAGGUCCUUCUUAGCUCCACUGCAGCGAAGUGGGAGCAUGGAGGACAACUACCACACCAACUUCCUCUUCGGCCUUUCCACCAGCCAGCAGCACCUCACCAAGUCUGCUGCGGGGCUGGGCCUCAAGGGCUGGCACUCAGACAGCUUGUCUCCUCAGACCUCGACCCCCUCCCUGACCAACAGCUGGUAUUUUGCCACGGAGUGCUCUCACUUCUACUCCGCUUCAGCCAUCUACGGAGGCAGUGCCAGCUACUCUGCCUACAGCUGCAGCCAGCUGCCCACGUGUAGCGACCAAGUCUAUUCGGUGCGCAGGCGGCAGAAGCCAGGUGACAGGGCUGACUCUCGGCGGAGCUGGCAUGAAGAGAGUCCCUUUGAAAAGCAGUUUAAGCGCAGGAGCUGCCAGAUGGAGUUUGGCGAGAGCAUCAUGUCGGAGAACAGGUCCCGGGAAGAGCUGGGCAAGGUGGGGAGCCAGUCUAGCUUUUCAGGCAGCAUGGAAAUCAUUGAGGUCUCGUGAGGGGGCGCUUGUGAUUGCUAUUGACGGUGUUUCUUGUUCACAAAAAAUGUUCCCUGUAAAUCUGAAAUAUGUAUGUGUAUCUACAUAUAUAUUUUUGGAAAAUGGAGCUGUGGUGUAAAGGCAAAAGAUGGAUCAACACAGUUGUUCUCUCUCCACAUCCGCAUGUGAGAGGUCAGCUAGUAUUUCAACAAAAGUGGAAGGGCAAAUGCUAGAAUUCCCCCUAACCAGAGGAAACAGUUCUAUUUAGUGAACUGCACAUUCCUACAAAAACAAGCUUAUUUGGUUUUAGAGGACAAAAACCCUCUACCUUUGUCACGUCAUGCUGCAGAGAUCUCAGAUGCUCACUGGCCUCUGUCCGGUCCCUUCCAUAGUGCACCUUAGUGCUGAGACUGAGCCAGCUGUGGGUCAAGCGCAUCCUCUUAGGGACUGAGCCUGAUGGUACAUUCAAGAGAAACGGUCCUGUCCAAAGCUGACGGACGAGCCAAGCUCAGCCGCCAGCCGAGUGACACGAACAGCAUUCUGCUGGACAGACCAUUGGGGGCCUUGCCCGGAUCUACUUCAGAGCAAACCUAGUACCUCAGACAGGACAGUUGGGGCUUUCACCACUACCAUGUCUGGGAGCCCGUUUUCUAGGCAUUGUGCAUAGGGAGGUAGCGAGUCAGUUUUCCAACCAGUUCAAACGUGCACAAAAUUCCAGUCAGGCCUCAACCGAGUUUGUAUUUUCCCCCUCUCCCCAGCUUUAAGAAAGAGAAGGGCAACUACCUAGGAUUUAAGUUAGCCAGGAACCUGGCAACACGAUUUAAGCUAAAGGUGGGAGGCUAACCAUGUCUGCCUCCCUCUAUAAAUCAAAGAGUUGUUUAAAAUGGGAUUUUUAAUCCUUUAAUUGGAAAUUGACUUGGUUUAAAGCCAAUGUGAUAUUACUUGAGUUGGUAACAGAGUGGCAGAGCCUUCAAGUUCUCAGCCAAAAAUUUAUGGUUUCCAUUUCUGUUUCACUGCAGUGGAUACAGUUUGUAAAAGUAUAACAAAGCAGAAUUUUAUAGGAAACCACCUAGAGAGAAAACUACAGAGAUUAAGGAAGGUACAAAUUACCGAGAAGCAGAAAACACUUCCUUGAUGGCUUUUGCCCCGCUUGGCACGAGAUGAAGGUGGUAUUUUUAUAAUUCCUUCAGCCUUUCACAUUCGCUAGUAGGGCUGAGGAAGGUUUUGGGAAAGAAGGAGUAUUCAGAAUGAUGGAAGAUGAAGAAAAGGCUGUUGGAUUUUGUUCAGUUGUGAACAGAGUGGAAAGUCACAGCCAGCUGUUUUCAAACACCACCCCCCUGCGUGCUUUUGGUAUCCAAAUGGAGGGACACAAGGUGGUCUCUCAGUCCUUGACCUACAAUCACUACAUAGAAUCAGUGCUGGCAGCUGAGGACAGGAGGUAAUUAGAACAGUACACAGGUGACAGUGCGGAUCUGUUUUUCACCUUCCUGGCUCAGUUUUAUCAACUAUUGUAAAGUCCUCUUUUGAAGCCUUAAUUCUCAUCAGAAGCUUUUUGGGUGAGGAAGUAGGACAGGUGUUGUCCUUGCUCUUUACUGUAAGUGUAGCUAGUUGCUGACUCAUAUCUCAGGUUUUUCUAUGUGUGAGAAAUGGAUAGUCCUUUGACUAGGAUGCGACUUUGUGUUUCCUAUGGUGACUGCUAAAACCAGCAUAGAAUGACAUAAUUCAGAACUGACUGGCUGGAUCAUGAGGGUUAUGCGCUUCAUAGACAUAACUGGCUGUGUGCAAAUAAUGGUGUGGGCGUGAAACGAAGGCGGAGUGUAAGCUGCAUGGGGAGCGUGUGGUUACCAUACUGAGACAGUUCUGUUAAACGAUCCGACUUUUCUAUGUACACCUUUUAUGUAAUCAAGCAUUCUCGAGAUUUCACAUGGUAAUUUUGAUGUGUCAUGUAUACAACAAACGUGUAACAGUUCACAUCCGGAAUCUGGUCACCUCUAUCAAAUAUUUUUAAGAAAUGAAACCAGUAGCUCCAUUGUUAAAGGCUGUUUCUGGAGGGCUAGGGGGCAGGUUCUAACCAGACUGUUGGACAAAAGUCUGCCUUAUGCCAUUUAGGGUUUCUCUUGGCCACGGUCCCCUUCCUUCCUGUAACUGUGACGUCACACACUACAACCGUCAGUCCUUGAUCACUAAUGUCAUAUAAUCAGUUGGAAUCAAGAGCACCACGCUGAAGGGCAGCCCCGGGGGGAGUCCUGGGUGGCCUGUGGAGCUCAGGGGCUCCCUGUAGCGUGCAGCCCUGGAGUCAGCCAGGGUGAUACAGAACGGUGAUUCUACAGCACAGAACUAGACUUCUAUGUGAGAAAUGCUGGAAAAUGGUUUGGGACAUUUGUAAAGUUAGGUGGAAUGGCUGUAUAAAUGUUUAAUAUGAAUAUAGUGUGCCUUUGGAGUAAGGCAGGCUGUUGAAUGGUUCCAUUGUGCAUUUCUCAUUUUGGUGUGUCAUGUAUGUUAAUAUGAUGAAAUAAAAUCAAAACUGGUACCUGUUUAUACAUAAA
Messenger RNA from Chinchilla lanigera (long-tailed chinchilla), 5173 nucleotides. It is a transcript of the gene Dusp16, whose product is annotated as dual specificity phosphatase 16. Lineage: Eukaryota; Metazoa; Chordata; Mammalia; Rodentia; Chinchillidae. The transcript is spliced from 7 exons. Gene Ontology annotation, biological process: protein dephosphorylation; negative regulation of MAPK cascade. Gene Ontology annotation, molecular function: MAP kinase tyrosine/serine/threonine phosphatase activity; protein tyrosine/threonine phosphatase activity. Gene Ontology annotation, cellular component: cytoplasm; nucleus. The coding region runs from base 666 to 2648 and encodes 660 amino acids. The record is from RefSeq and is a predicted model, not a curated record.